GGAGGUGUCUUUAACGGAUAACUUGAUAUGAAGGCAUGCUGAUGUGCCAAUGGGGACAAUUCAGUUGGAAGGGUGAGAGAAACUGUUGAUGUGGAAGACACAGCUGAAUACAUGCCUGAGUCCAGUCCCGUGGGUGAGAGGGACUGGAACUCAGAGCAUAAGUAGAGCUAUCACAUCUCACAGGAAGAAGAACUUGUCUUUCUUUGUAGUAAGAGGAAAAAUAGAGUAGGCGAGUAGAGAUGUAGGAAAAACUGAUAGAUUUGUUGGUUAAAAGAUGAAAUAAUUUUAAUGCAGAAAAUAUUAGAAGGAGCAGAGGCUUGCUGUUCUAAGGAGAAACAAGGAACCAGGAGAUAUUUUGGUAGCUGUUUCCAAGUUGAAGCUCCUCAAGAAACCCAGACUUCCAAACACAUUCAUGAGUUGAAGCUUUGUCCUUCUGAUCAUUUCCAUAGACUAAGGACCACAAAGGCAGAUGAGAUAUAUCCAGUGAUGGAGAAAGAGGGCCGAACACGCCUGGCCCUCAUCAUCCACAACAAAGAAUUUGAUUACCUUUCUAACCGGCAUGGUUCUGAAGUUGACCUUCUGGGGAUGCAAGACCUGCUAGAAAGCCUUGGAUACACAGUGGUUGUAAAAGUGAAUCUUACAGCCUCGGAAAUGGAAGCAGAGCUAUGGGAGUUUGCUGCCCGCCAAGAGCACCAAUCCUCGGACAGUACAAUCUUGGUAUUUAUGUCACACGGCAUCCUGGAAGGAAUCUGUGGGACAAAGCACAGGGAAGGAGAGCCAGAUAUACUUCCAGAUGAUACCAUCUUCCAAAUUUUCAACAACCGUAACUGCCAGAGUCUAAGAGACAAACCCAAGGUCAUCAUCAUGCAGGCCUGCAGAGGCAGAGGUGUUGGGAGUGUUUGGGUGCCAGAAAUGGGAGAAGCCUGUGCAUGUAGAUAUGACCGGAAUUUUCAGUACUACGGCUGGAGUGAUGCUGUUACAAAGACCCACGUGGAGAAGGACUUCAUUGCAUUCAAGUCUUCAACUCCACAUAAUAUUUCUUGGAGAAAGGACAAAAGUGGCUCUCUCUUCAUUGACCAAAUUAUCUACCAUUUCAAAGAAUAUUCUUGGUGUCAUCAUCUGGAGGAGAUUUUUCGAAAGGUUCAACGUUCAUUCGACACAUCGCUUGAAGAGCUCCAGAUGCCCACUACUGACAGAGUAUCCUUGACACGAUAUUUCUACCUCUUCCCUGGGAAUUAAAACUCAUAUGAAGCAUCUCAGGGCAAAUGGAGGCUUUAUGGUCUUUAUGAAUCUGCUACUUUAAAAGGUCAUUUUUUGAUUAUGAAUAUUUUUGUACCGGAUUUCCAACUGACCACCCUUUGCAAAUACCAGGCCAAAAAUCACUGUCUUACUAUUGUUAAGUUAAUAAAAUUCCUUUAAAAGUA
Messenger RNA from Miniopterus natalensis, 1424 nucleotides. Lineage: Eukaryota; Metazoa; Chordata; Mammalia; Chiroptera; Miniopteridae. The record is from RefSeq and is a predicted model, not a curated record.